AUGUCAGAAAGUCUUGUACAUAGCCCAAAUGAUGGCGAUCUUCUACAAGAUAGGCUAUCGAAGAUACGAUCUCAAAUGAAUUCAAAACUUGAAAAUCAAAAACAUUUAGCUAUAAUAUUAUCAGCAGUUGAAGAAAAUAUAGAAGAACAAAAAAAUGAUAAAACACCAGUAGCAUAUUUUGUUUCAUUUCUUUCAUUAUUAGAUCAAUGUAUAAAAAAUGAUGAAAUUAUUGAUAAUGAUUUAGCUACAACUACAGCAUAUUUUCUUGAUAUAAUUUUCCCAUUUACUCCUAAACCAUUAUUAAAACAAAAAUUUAAUGAUAUAUUAUUAAAAUUAUCACAACCAUUGAAUUUAAAUGGGGAAGCACCAUUAAUUAGAUCAACAAUUGGAGCAAUGGAAAGCUUAUUAUUAGCACAAGAUAAUUCACAAUGGUUGAAAAGAAGUGCAGUUUCUCCAAAUAGAGCAUUUAUGGCAUUUAUUGAAUUAUCAUUUGAUCCAAGACCAAAAGUAAGGAGAAGAGCUCAAGAAGCAGUUAAAAAUAUUCUAUUAAACCCACCACCAAGUCCUAGUCCUGUUCAUGUAGCUGCAGUAGCGGCAUCUGAUGCAUCAUUAACUCAAUUAAUAUCACUUUUAAAUGAAUUUAAGAAGCAAAGAAAAAGUAAUCCAAAUAAAGAUUUCAAUACGAAGAUUAUUCAUUGUUUACAAUUAAUCACCAUUAUUACAUCAUCAAAUUCAUGGCCAGUUAAAAAUAUUGAAAAAUUAUGUGAUGCAUUAUUAGAAAUUUCAAAAACAUCAGAUCAAUAUUUAGUUGGGGCUGCAUUUGAAGCAUUUGAAGGAUUAUUCAAAUCAAUGACCAAUUCAAUUGAUGUUGAUAAAUAUACAAAAGUAUUAAAUGCAAUUUUUGAUUUAAAACCAAGUAUUAAUGAUUCUCAUUUAGCUGCAUCCUGGUUAAGUGUUGUAGCUAAAGCUUUAGAAGGGUUUAGUUCCUUGUCACCGAUUGAAUGUUUGAAAAAGAUUAGUCAUGUAUUAACCAUAGUAUCACAAUUUUUAGCAUCAGAAUCAAAAGACAUAUAUACAAGUGCAUCACAAUGUUUAAUUGCAAUAAUUGUUCAAACAAUCCCAGAUAAAUUUUUAUUACAACCAAAUAAAGAAUAUGAAAUUACUGAAGAAAUUUAUAACUUAGUUGAUGAUACAAUUACAUUUAUUGCGGAACUAAUAGAAAAAGAAUUAUUUUCAAUAAAAUAUCAAAAUGCAACUGGUGAAAUAUUACAAUUUGUAACAGCGACAAUUUUAAAAUUAAAAUCAAGAUCAAAUCCAGAUUUUUUAAAUAUAGUUGAAAUAGUUGGAGAUUGGAGAACAAAUGAAGCAGAUAAUUUCCCACAUAAUAAAGAAGCAGAAGAUUGUAUUGGUGCAUCAGUAUCAUCAAUGGGUCCACAAGCCGUAUUAAGUAUAUUACCAUUAAAUUUAACUGGUAAAGAAGGAGGAGCAGGUAGAGCUUGGUUAUUACCAAUACUUAGAGAUAAUGUUAAAUUUUCAGAAUUAGAAUUUUAUAAAUUACAAAUAUUACCAUUUAUUGAUUUUUUUGAAACCAAAAUUAAUGAAUCAAAUAAUAAAGAAUCAAUGAAUAAUAAAAUUUUUCAAACUAUAAUUGAUCAAAUCUGGUCAUUAUUACCGAAAUUUUGUGAUUUACCAGGGGAUUUAAUUACUGCAUUUGAUGAAACUUUUGCAACUAAACUAUCUGAUCUAAUGUUUGCAAAAGUAGAACUAAGAACUUUUAUAUGUCAUGCAUGGAGAACGUUAGUUGAAUCUAAUAUUGCUUAUCGUGAUGGAGCAUUUGAUGAUGAUUUAUUAUUACAACAAGAGUACCCGAAAGAAAAAGCUGUUAAAGCAAUUGAGUAUUUAAGUUCAAUAUCAUCUAAUAUUUUAACUGUUUUAUUUAAUGUGUUUACAUACACAAUGACCGAAUCAAGAGGAUUCGUAUUAGAAACAAUAGAAGCUUAUUUGAAAAUUACACCACCAGAAGAAUUAUCAUCAACAUUUGAUAAAGUAUGUGGAAUGUUAAAAAAUGCAUUAGAUGAAGAAGCUGAAGAUGAAAAUAACAAAAAGAAUAAAAAUAAAAACAAGAAUCAAUCAACUCCUGAAACUAGUGUAACUAUGAUGGAUUUAAUUGUAGUUAUGACAAAAUAUUUACCUGAUUCAUCACAUAAUGCACUUUUUUCAAUAUUUUCACUUACAAUUUCAUUAGAAUCACAUCCAUUAUUACAAAAAAGAGCAUAUAGAAUUAUUUCAAAAUUAUCAGAAUCUAAAAUUGGUAAAGAAUCAAUCCUUAAAUAUAUCACAAACAUUGAAUCUAAAAUCAUUGAAACUGCAACAAUUACAAAUCAAACAUCAAGAACUGCAAGAUUACAUGCUAUUUUAUUAAUUAUUAAAUUAUUACCAUCAUCAGAAUUAUAUUUUAUACCAUCAAUAUUACAAGAAAUAAUAAUGGCUACAAAAGAUGUAAAUGAAAGAUCAAGAGGAUUAUCUUAUCAAAUUUUAAUUAAAAUGGGUGAAAAAAUGAUUGAAGGUGGAAUAAUUGAAAAUUCAAAAGUUCCAGGAUUUGAUUCAUCAAUUGCCCCCACUGAAGCUUCAUUAAAUGAAUUUUUUACAAUGGUAAGUGCAGGUUUAGCAUCACAAAAUCCUCAUAUGAUUUCAGCAACAAUAACAGCAAUAUCAUGUUUAAUAUUUGAAUUUAAAAAUAAAUUAUCAGUUGAAACAUUAAUUGAAAUUUCUUCAACUAUUGAAUUAUUUUUAACUCAUAAUUCAAGAGAAAUUGCAAAAUCUGCUAUUGGAUUUGUUAAAAUGGAAAUUUUAUCAUUACCUGAGCAAUUAAUAAAAGAAAAUUUAUCAGAACUUUUAAAAAAAUUAAUGAAAUGGUCUCAUGAACAUAAGGGACAUUUUAAAAGUAAAGUUAAACAUAUUAUCGAAAGAUUAAUUAGAAAAUUUGGUAUUGAAGAAAUUGAAAAAUGUAUACCUGAAGAAGAUAAAAAAUUAGUCUUGAAUAUUAAAAAGAGUAAAUUAAGAGCCAAAAGAAAACAAUUACAAGAUCCUUCAGAAGCAGAAGAUUCUAAUACAAACUCAACUAACAAAAAAUUUGUAUCAGCUUAUGAAGAAGCAUUAUAUGAUUCAGAUAUUUCAGAUGAUGAUGAAGAAGAAGUAGAUAUUUAUGAUGAAGAUUCACGUAGACACAACAAACAAAAUAGAAAUAAAAAAUCAAGUAAUUUUAUAUUAGAAUCAAAUGAUGAACCAUUAAAUUUAUUAGAUCGUCAAGCAUUAGCUCAUAUAUCAUCAUCAAAACCGAAAAAUCAAAAAUCUGAAUUAAGAUCAAAAACAGAAGAAUUUAAAACUAAAAAUGGUAAAUUAAUAUUUAAUGAAAAAGAAAAUUCAAUUAACGAAGAUCCAUUAAGUAGCUCAAAAUCAGGCAUUGAUGCUUAUUUAGAUGCUGUUAAACAAGCACCAAUAAGAGGACAAAAGAAUAAAUUAAAAUUUAAGAAGAAUACUGGAGAUGAUGAAGAAAAUUGGUCAAAUGAUGAGGAAGAUGAAGAACCAAAAAGAAAAAAAUCAAAAGUUUUAGGUAGAUCAAAAAUUCAAAAACCUAUAAAGAAAAGAUUUAAAGCACAAAAGAAAUUUUAA
Molecule: messenger RNA, 3672 nt
Organism: Lodderomyces pseudojiufengensis
Lineage: Eukaryota; Fungi; Ascomycota; Pichiomycetes; Serinales; Debaryomycetaceae
Product: mRNA-binding protein
Exons: 1
Coding region: 1-3672 (1223 amino acids)
Source: RefSeq, a predicted model, not a curated record